This is a messenger RNA of Dujonia railenensis, 1569 nucleotides long. NCBI's taxonomy places the organism in Eukaryota, Fungi, Ascomycota, Pichiomycetes, Serinales, Debaryomycetaceae. The record is from the annotation of a GenBank genome assembly.
AUGGGUCAAAUAUCUUCUCAGGGGAGUAAUGCUAUCAUAUAUCUCUCGUACGCCUUUCUUUUGGCUACGGGGAUUUUUAUUGCCUUAAAAUUCAACAAAGCGAACACCUUUUUGUCUUCCAAUGGGACCCAGAGGGGUCUUCCAUUGGCCUUGAACUUUAUUGCGUCAGCUAUGGGAUGUGGUAUAUUGACUACAUACACUCAAAUUGCAAACAUUUCUGGUUUGCAUGGUCUCCUUGUUUACACGAUCACAGGAUCAAUUCCAAUUCUUGGAUUUGCUUUCUUUGGACCAAUCAUUCGUAAAAAGUGCCCAGAUGGGUUCAUUUUCACAGAAUGGGUUAGACAAAGAUUUGGUGUCGUGACUGCCUUGUACUUGUCGUUCUUUACUUGUUUGACUAUGUUUCUUUUCAUGGUCGGAGAAUUAUCGGCCAUCAGAAGUGCAAUUGAAACGUUAACUGGAUUAAAUGCCUUAGGUGCAGUUAUCGUAGAAUGUGUUGUUACUACCAUUUACACCUCAAUUGGUGGGUUCCAUGUCAGUUUUAUUACUGACAAUUUUCAAUCAGUCAUGGUUUUGCUUUUGAUUAUUAUAUGUGCUUCAGGUAUGGGGUCUUAUAUUAACAUUGAUACUAGCAAAAUUGGUGAAUCGGGUUUAUUAAAGGCAAACAAGCUUGGUUGGCAAUUGCUUUAUAUCUUAUUCGUUGCAAUCGUUACCAAUGAUUGCUUUAUGGCAGGAUUCUGGUUGAGAACAUUCGCUUCAAAGACAAACAAAGAUUUGUGGAUUGGUUGUUCUAUUGCUUCUUUCGUAACAUUUGCUAUUUGUACAUUGGUUGGAAUUCCCGGUAUGCUUGCUGUUUGGGCAGGAGAUAUGACCGUAAAUGAUGAAAAUGGAUACUUGGCAUUUUACAUUCUUUUAGCACAAAUGCCAAGAUGGGUCAUUGCCUUUGUAUUGAUCUUCGUCAUUUGCUUAUCGACUUGUACUUUUGAUUCGUUGCAGUCGGCUAUGGUUUCCACCAUAUCUAACGAUGUGUUCCGUAACAAAUUGCCAAUUCUUUAUACUAGAGGCAUGGUUGUCUUAAUCAUGGUACCUAUUGUUGUCUUGGCUGUGAAGGUUGCUGACAACAUUUUACAAAUUUAUUUGAUUGCUGAUUUAGUAUCAGCAGCUAUUAUUCCUAUUGUAUUCUUGGGAUUAAGUGACACCUACUUCUGGUGGCUCACGGGAUUAGAUGUAAUGGUUGGGGGCUUUGGAGCAUUACUCGGGGUUUUCAUUUUUGGUACUGUUUACUAUGGUAGUGCUAGAGAAGGUGGUAAGUUACUUUUGAUCUGGAAUGGAAUUUACGAUCCUGCUGAUUGGGGUGCUUUUGGGGCAUUUGUAAUUGCUCCAUUUGGUGGGAUCUUGAUUGGGUUUGCUAUGGCUGCUCUUAGAAUUGCAAGUAUCUGGGCUUAUUGUAAAUUCAAAGGAACAGAAUUCACUGCUUUAAAUAGGAAAAGAUAUGACGCACCAGAGACGCAAGUUGAAAGCUAUGGUCUGAUAGACGAGAGUGGCAAGAAAAGUGACGACGAGGAGAUUUGA